AUGCCACAAACAUUAAAUAAAAGAAUUGUAUUAGAAAACAAAUUAAUGCCAUGUGGAAAGGGCUCUGCUAGGAAUGCUUUGUGGAAGCUGGACUUCGAAACUCGGAGACGAGCUAUGAAAUUAAACGAACAACAGGAGCAACGCCUAUCACUUUUGUGCAAAAUUCUGGAUCGCCAGAAAAAUUACAACGAAGCUAAAGCAAAUCGUGCAAUGGAAGAACUGGUUGAGAGGGGUGUAGAGUUAGAAAAGGAAUGUAAAAUCAGGCGAUUAUUGGUGGAGAGAAACCUAACGGACUCUGAAACAAAUAGGGCAGCUGUAGAAAGAUUAGCGCGUCGUCGCCCAAAGAACAUACUUCCCUCCAUCCAAAAGAAUAUUUCCGAAAACAACGAUGAUCACGUUUGGAUCAGUCGAAUGCCUGGAAAAACACGUAGUGAAGAUCAUAAAAACAGAAAUGUAACUUUUGAUAUCAAUUCUAAAAGUAAAGAAACACAAGCAUCUUUUCAAAGACUUGCUGACCCAUCAGAGCAAAUAUUUGAAGUUUCCUUGGAAACUGGAGCCACUCAAAGGUGGCAUGUACCCGUGCAGUCCCUUUUCUCUAGAUUUACAGCAAAUCUUCGAUCUUCUCAUUAUUCAAAAACUGUUCGGUGGGAGAGAGAGACAUAA
Messenger RNA from Saccostrea echinata, 663 nucleotides. RefSeq lists its product as uncharacterized. The record is from RefSeq and is a predicted model, not a curated record. Lineage: Eukaryota; Metazoa; Mollusca; Bivalvia; Ostreida; Ostreidae. The transcript has a single exon. Bases 1 to 663 code for a protein of 220 amino acids.